Messenger RNA from Ochotona curzoniae (black-lipped pika), 2604 nucleotides. RefSeq names its product islet cell autoantigen 1 (gene ICA1). The record is from RefSeq and is a predicted model, not a curated record. The coding region runs from base 231 to 1754 and encodes 507 amino acids. Gene Ontology annotation, cellular component: Golgi apparatus. The transcript has 15 exons. Gene Ontology annotation, biological process: regulation of transport. NCBI's taxonomy places the organism in Eukaryota, Metazoa, Chordata, Mammalia, Lagomorpha, Ochotonidae. Gene Ontology annotation, molecular function: protein domain specific binding.
ACGUGGAACACCUGCGGGAGAGCGGGGGCGGGGACACCGUGCGCGGACGGACGGAGCUGGGGGAUCCCUCAGGAAAUGGGGGGUCCAGGGAAGGCCCCAGGGAGUCGAGAGAGGGACACUCACUCUCCUCGUCCCCGACCCGCCUCAGACAAGGUUUAAUGUAACAUACCCUCUCAAACUUUAUCCCCGCUCCUCCUCUCCAAAUCAUCCCAUUAGAAAAAGAGGAAAUCAUGUCAGGACACAAAUGUUACUCGUGGGACUUACAGGACCGAUAUGUUCAAGAUAAAUCGGUGGUAAAUAAGAUGCAGCAGAAAUAUUGGGAAACUAAGCAGGCCUUUAUUAAAGCCACAGGAAAGAAGGAAGAUGAGCAUGUUGUUGCCUCUGAUGCAGACCUGGAUGCAAAGCUGGAGCUGUUUCACUCGAUUCAGAGAACCUGUUUGGACUUGUCUAAAGCAAUUGUACUGUAUCAAAAGAGGAUAUGUUUCUUGUCUCAGGAAGAAAAUGAACUGGGAAAAUUUCUCCGAUCCCAAGGCUUCCAAGAUAAAACCAGAGCGGGAAAAAUGAUGCAAGCGACAGGAAAGGCCCUGUGCUUUUCUUCUCAGCAAAGGUUGGCCUUGCGCAAUCCCCUGUGUCGAUUUCACCAAGAAGUGGAGACUUUUCGGCAUCGGGCCAUCUCAGACACUUGGCUGACGGUGAACCGCAUGGAGCAAUGCCGGACGGAAUAUAGGGGAGCGCUGUUAUGGAUGAAGGACGUGUCCCAGGAGCUGGAUCCAGAUCUCUACAAGCAAAUGGAGAAGUUCAGAAAGGUACAGACACAGGUACGUCUUGCAAAAAAAAACUUUGACAAGCUGAAGAUGGAUGUGUGUCAAAAAGUGGAUCUUCUUGGAGCAAGCAGAUGCAAUCUCUUGUCUCACAUGCUAGCAACAUACCAGACUACCCUGCUUCACUUUUGGGAGAAAACUUCUCACACUAUGGCUGCCAUCCACGAGAGCUUCAAAGGCUACCAACCCUAUGAGUUCACCACAUUGAAGAGCUUGCAAGACCCAAUGAAAAAACUAGUUGAGAAAGAAGAGAAGAAGAAGAUCACCCAACAGGAGAGCAUAGAGGCGCCCACGCAGGAGUCGAGUCAAUUGAUCUCUAUAGAGGAUGAAAACCAGCGUAAGGACUCCUCUUGUUCUAAGACCGAAGAUGGAAAAGAUGUUUUCUCUGCCCUAGACAAAAGUGUGAUGAAUGAUGCAUGUUCAGAACCCAUAGAUGGACUAUUAUACAUGAAAUCUGAAGAAGGUGCUAGCCCAGGCCCCGGGGCAGGGACCCCAGACCCUGAAGGCGCCGACAAAGAUGACUUGCAAUUGCUGACGGAGAUCUUCAGCACAUCCUCCCUGGAGGAGGGCGAGUUUGGCAGAGAGUGGGCUGCAGUGUUUGGAGAUGGUCGGCCGAGGGAACCUGCAGCUGCCAUGGUCCUGGGAGAGCCAGACCUCAAGCCUCAGGCAGGAUCUGGCUUCCUCCCCUCUCAGCUUUUGGACCAAAAUAUGAAAGACUUACAGGCCUCACUGCAAGGCUGGUCAGAGAGCAGUGUCAGUCCUCCUCCUCCACCAAGGUCAGCAGCAAAGACCAGCAGCCCUGAAGCGAAAGAGCCGGCCAAGGCGGCCUCGGACCUGACUGCCUGGUUCAGCCUCUUCGCUGAUCUCGACCCGUUGUCAAAUCCUGAUGCGAUUGGGAAAACUGAUAAAGAACAUGAGCUGCUGAACGCGUGAGUCCUGCGGCCUUGCGGGAAGGUGCCCCCGUGCCACCGACGUGGCAGCCCCAUGGCCUAGCAGGGACACACGGCCAUCAGUAUGUUGUUUCAAUAUGUACGUGCCAUUUUAAUAAAACAGAGGGGUCCAGGGCCCUGUUUAUAUUGCUAUAAUUACUACUUUUCUUUGGUAUCAAGGGUUCUAGGAAUGGACACAACGCACACCACCUCUGCACAGUGUCGGGCUGACUCCAGCCCGGGGCAACCUGCGGUUGCUUAUUGGGCUCCCGUGAGAUCCAAGUUCAGAUCCCAACCCUACUUUGCAUUAGGUUCCCUUUACGUGUCCUGCAGCCUCAGCAGCGGCAGGAGGCUGGCUGAGGCUGGACGCCUCCUGUCCUUCUGAGAAGACCGCGGGACCUUCUUGCCAAGCCGCUUGUGGCGAGCCCCGGUCGAUGAGUACUCCAGCCAACCAAAGAUGCCGCCUGCACGGCGCUUGCCUGGCACCCGUGUGCUCUCCUGCUGGCCAGGGAUCUGGGCCUUCUCCACGCUGCAGGACCGAGCCACGGAAAGCAGCUAUAUUGGCAGAGCCCGGUGUCUCCUGUUGUCUACAUCAUGGCUGGAACUCAGCAGCAUGUACUUCUGAAGCUCCUUGUGAUUUGGUUAUUUUUUUAAUUAUUAUUAAACAAAAAAGAAUUUUGACAUGCAAAGUCAAGUCCGUGGCAUCUGUUGUACAGUGGGUGUGGGACUGGAGUGUGUGUCAAGAGCAGGAGAGGGUGAGCACCCACCCCACCCCCUUGAAGCUGUGGCCUUGACUCCUCACAUCCCCCAGAUGAGGCUAUGUGGCAGGAAAAGAGAGGAUUUGGGUAAGCUGG